Podarcis muralis (Common wall lizard) is the source of this 10390-nucleotide messenger RNA. RefSeq names its product mannosidase endo-alpha (gene MANEA). Gene Ontology annotation, molecular function: alpha-mannosidase activity. NCBI's taxonomy places the organism in Eukaryota, Metazoa, Chordata, Lepidosauria, Squamata, Lacertidae. Gene Ontology annotation, cellular component: Golgi membrane. The record is from RefSeq and is a predicted model, not a curated record.
CUCUUAAGGGCAAGCGGCGGCUUCUCCCUCUGCUACCACGCAUGCUCGGCGGAGAGGGCGCGUGAGAGCUCAUCAACAUCUAGGGGGAGCUAGACCUGGAAAAGAGGCUGGUUAGCCUUUGGCCCCGCUUGCAACUCUAUUUCAACCCCUUCGCCGCCCCCCAGUAUCAAUGCAGGACCCUUGAUCUUCCAGUCCCUGCGGAUUCUGGCUCUGAACUCGGGCUAGAAGCCGCCUACGUGUGCCUUGAACUACAAUGACAUCAUGGCAAGAUUUCGCAGGAGAACGUGCAUCAUUCUGGUGCUCUUUAUUUUAUUCAUAUGCUCCAUAAUGAUGGCCUUGAAAACUUUGAGACCUGAAAGAGCUGGGUUUGGAGAUCCAUUUGGCCUUGGCCUGUUACCAGAUUUUCAGCAACGAACAACACAUUUAAGAAAUAAGUUCAACGUGCAGAGCGGAGCUAAGGAAGAAAGUUUCACACACGCAAAAAAUGUUCACCCUUUAACAAUGAACUUAAAAAAACCCACCGUUUCUGUAAGGAAACUAGAAGAACAUCUGCCUUCCCCAAAUUACAACUUUCAUGUGUUUUACUACAGCUGGUAUGGGACACCGCAGUUUGAUGGAAAAUAUAUUCACUGGAACCACCCAUUGUUAACACAUUGGGAUCCCAAAAUUGCAAGUGAUUAUCCAAAAGGAAGGCACAGUCCUCCGGAGGAUAUUGGCUCCAGCUUCUAUCCUGAACUUGGACCUUACAGCUCCAAAGACCCUUCUGUCAUAGAAGAGCACAUGAAGCAGAUGAGCUCAGCUUCCAUUGGGGUAUUGGCCCUUUCUUGGUACCCACCUGGAAUGGGUGAUGAAAAUGGAGAACCUGUUGAUGCCCUGGUACCAACCAUUUUGGAUAUUGCACAUAAGUACAAAUUAAAGGUCACUUUCCAUAUUGAGCCAUACAAAGAUAGAGAUGAUCGCAGUAUGUACAGCAACAUCAAGUAUAUCAUAGACAAAUAUGGAGCCCAUCCAGCCUUUUACAGACAUAAAGUCAGCACAGGUAGAACUCUUCCCAUGUUUUAUGUCUACGAUUCUUAUAUAACAAUCCCUGAAAUGUGGGCAAAUCUGCUUACUGUCUCUGGAUCCCAGAGUAUACGCAAUACACCCUAUGAUAGCUUAUUCAUUGCCCUUCUUGUGGAAGAAAAACACAAGCAUGAAAUCCAUAGAAGUGGCUUUGACGGAAUUUAUACAUAUUUUGCCACCAACGGCUUCUCCUACGGCUCAAGCCAUCACAACUGGCCAAGUUUGAAAGCCUUUUGUGACACGAAAAACUUGCUGUUUAUUCCAAGCGUGGGCCCAGGCUAUGUAGACACCAGCAUUCGACCAUGGAACAGCCACAACACACGGAACCGCGUCAAUGGCAAAUACUAUGAGACUGCGUUCAGCGCUGCGCUUCUGGUACGCCCUGAAAUAAUCUCUAUCACCUCUUUCAAUGAAUGGCAUGAAGGAACUCAGAUUGAAAAGGCCAUUCCAAAGAGGACUGGAAAGGCAGUUUACCUCGACUAUCAGCCACAUAAGCCAAAUAUUUAUCUGGAGCUCACUCGUAAGUGGUCUGAAAAGUACAGCAAAGAAAAAGAGCAGUGGCUUACAUGAGGUGCAUUUCCACUUGGCAGUUCCACGAUGGGCCCAUCGCUGUGUCUCGCUGAUAAAUCAAGAACGUUUUAAUUUGUGAGGAUAUCGUCUGCACUAUUGCUAUAGCUUUCCGAAGAGAAAAUGUUCACUUUUAGAGUAAUGAUAACAAUGGCAAGCAAUAUUAGCCCCUCGGGUUCUUAUAAUACAUUGAUAGUGCUAAAUACUGUCCCUUUUAAUGUUCUGUAUAUUACCAGUACACUGUCUAGAAUAUUUGAUUUAUAACACUAGUAGAAUGAUACAGAGCUUAUUCCAGCUAAAACAGUUGCUUAGGGUCUCUGUACCCAGUUGGACUUCUGAGCUUUCCCCUUUCCUGAAGAAUUCCCUCAAAGUGAGAAAACCUCAGAAACAACUUCCAGUGCUAGGUGAAGAGGUGUGCAAAAACAAAACAAGCCCUAGCACUCAAAUGGAAACCACUGUGGUGCACUUAAAUGUGCUCCUUAGGUCAGGCCCUUUAAAGAACCACGAACAAAACCUUUUACAACAGUUUCUUAAAUCUUAAUUUGUAUAUGUGAAGCAUCUUUUCCAGUGGGAAAGGAGAGAACUCACCAAGGAACCUUCCAGAACAAGAAUCACUUUUUUAAAAAUGUAUUGGAGCUGCAGAAGAACAUUGCCUGAUUUUCCUAUGCUACUCCCAUUCAUUGCAAUUCAAACCACAGGAAUUGGUGGUAGGUGCCCGUGAUGUAUAUUAUAUAUUUUGUAGAAAAAUAAACAUGUUCUCCUUAUUUUUUGCACUUAUUUUGGUAGAAAUAAUGAGUGAACUAAAAUUAUCAUGAUAAUCAUAAUUAGUAAUUGUUUCAGUUAGGUUUUUUAAAGGCACAUUUACUCAUUUUGUUUGGCAUUGCCCCAUGAGCAGAACACUCAGUUUGCUUUGCUUUAGAUCCUAAAUACAGGAAUCAUUUUCAAAGAAGAAAAAUGUUUUUGAGUGCUUAGAACUUUUUAGAGUACAGACUCAGAAAACAAUAAUUUGGAAUAGUAUAAAUUGUCGGUUGUGAGCAUUUGUAGGAGCUUUAAAAAUGUCCUUUUAAAAGAAUUGUAUUUCCCCAGUGUGGUGUUAAUAUCUAUUCCACGUGAAAUUGGAGACACCCGACUUUGGAUAGCAAAGACUAUGUUCUUCCAAACACACUGCCAGCUGCAGUCUGGGUUGAGCGGACUAUAACACGAGAGCACCUGUGCUUUGAAUCAUUUCUCACUAAUGGGCUACUGGAUGUUGUGAUUUUCAGUGAGUGCCUUAUUAUCUCCAAAUUGAAAGUGCCUCUCUAAUGUGCUCCCUAGACACUUAUCCAAAGCUAAUAUAGCAAACACACAAGCUGGAUUCAUUGUCUUAUGAGUUUGGUUCUGCAGUUUGUUUGUUUUUUAAAAAAACUAUAUUAUGCUGCAGGCGAAAGGAUUGGCCCUUCCCUUUUUUGCCCAGGGGUGGGCAACCCCAUCCCUAUGGUGUUCUUGGAAGUUCAGCUUAACAAACCAAAUUAUUUUCUGUUUUUAAUUUGUUUUUAUUCUGAAGCAAAUUCUGAGCCCAGCUUGCAGCUACUGUGCUUCCAGUAACAUGGAGUGUGACAAAGCUCAAGCAAUUUCCUCCACAAGCCCCUGUAGCUUGGUCCACUAUGUAAUUUGGUGGUUGCAACAUAGGAAGGCUUCCUGUAUGCUUUCCUUCUUUCCUAGCAUCUUGCUAAGAAAUGUAAUUAUUUCAAGAAGCCCAAGUCCUUUGAACAGCCAUUGUGUGCCCAGGAAACAUCCUACAGUUUCAAUAGGAGUAGCCUACUGAAGACCUCUGUACCGUUGUUGUUGUUGUAGCUGCCAGGCCAAGUAAGUGGGAAGGAAGGAGAAGCUGGAAAACAACUUGUAGAGGUAUAAUCCAAACCAGUUCUGUGAGGCCCAUCCCUUUUUAAGCUACUAAUAAAUGGUUUUUGGAGUUCAUGCAGAUGAGAUCCAGAUGUUUAUUUCCCCCUCCUAAAAAACACCCAUUGUUAGUGACUUUGCAAAUACUGACAAUUUCAAGGCUUUUUGAUAUAGAUAGAUGAUAGAUAGAUAGAUAGAUAGAUAGAUAGAUAGAUAGAUAGAUAGCAGAUUGAACCAAGGACACCAGCCAAACUGAAAUGGGUUGUUUAUUGCCACUUUUGUAACAAUUUGCACAAAAUUAAAUUAAAAAUCUUCUGGUACAUGCACUUCUCUGCCUUUCAGGUCAUGGAAACUGAUUUUUUGGCAGACCUUCACUGCAGGGACAUGAAUGGGUAUCCAUACACUGAUGGUAUAGCUAGAAUGUGAAGAUUAAUUACUUAAGUUCUGUUCAUUCAUCCAUCCACCCAAUUUAUAAGAGUAGCUAAUACGAUGGAAAAUACUGUGAGCUGCACUUUAUCCAUCCCAAAUAGGCUGUAGUUUAGAGCUAAGGCACACACAUCCACUUGGGUGCAUUGUGCUUCCCAUAUGUCAAUAUUAACUUUUAAAAUUUGUUGUGAAACUCAGUGUUCAUCAGUGAAAGAGCUUUACUAACACUGGCUUCACCUUUGGGGAUGAAUUGAUGGCUGUUUGUUAAUCGUGGCACUUACUAAUUACUAUUUGAUUUAGUUGUAUGAAGUCCCAUAUAAUAACAAAAUGAAACAAAAUCAAGCUCAAAAAUAAGACAGUAACUUGGAACUUGUCCCAAAUUUUGUGCAUGGCAACUCAUUAAUUGAAUUUGAUUUUCUUACAGCACAAUCCUGUCCUUGUUUACUCAGCAGUAAAUCCCACUGAGUUCAGUGGAGCUGAAUAGGCAUGCACAGAAUUUUGAUGUUGAUGCCUUCAAAUUUCCUAGAAUCAUUAUAUGUCCUUAAACCUGGGGCUGGGGAACCUAUAGCCUUCUAGAUAUUGUUCAGCCUGAACCCUUGUCAGCCCUAGUCGGUAUGGCCAGCAGUCCAAAGUUGAUGUGGUAUUGUUGUCCAGCAAAAUCUAGAAGGCCCCUUCUUUGCCUUAAACACACAGCGCUUAUGGUGUAUUUAAAGUAAUGCUUUCAAAUUCUCAUGAUCAGUUAAAAUUUAGAAGUAAUAAUAGUUUGAAACCAGUUUUGCUACUACUGCUUAGGCACUUUAGACAUCUAAUCAAUUUUGUUUAAAAACCAUAUUGCGUUUCUUAAAAGAAAAUUGCAACAUAAGCUUUUAAAUAUUUUCCUCCAUUUAUUUCAUUAUAAUUCUGCUAAGGGCUGUGAUCCAAAGCAACAGAUGUAGUGCUGCAUACACAGCUGCAACUUGUAGUCUAUAGCUCUGCUCAAAUAACUGCAUUUAAGGUGAAAACUGGCUUGUCUUUACAGCAGUGGGAGCAGUUCAGGAUCUGAAGGAGCUUCCAGCUUAAGUGUGCACACUUCUCCCCAGGAUACCCUAAUAGCUUCACUAUUUUCCCACCUAGAGCUUCAGGGCAUCUGCAAAAUGGUCCCGGUGUCAGCUAGAGAAUUUUUUGGCAAUCAUUUUCCUUUCCAAAUUUGAAAUUUUGAAAGGAGGCAACUUUGAAGUAUUUUGUUCAUUUGAAGUAGAUUUUUUUCAGACAUAGUUCUUCUCUCUGCUGCUGCUGCUGCUGCUUAGCAGAUGCUUUCUACUUGCUUUUGCAAUUCUAGUCGCAAUGAGAUUUCUUCACCUUAUCUCAUAGAAUGUUAUAUUCACCUAGCAUAUACAUAAUAUGGAGAGUUGAAUGCGGAUCUAGUCUGACACUUUCUUUCACUGCUAAAUAUGUAGUUGGGGUGCAUAGAGUGUUUGGAAAUUGUAACCGGGGAUUGGGGGGGGGACAGGGCAGAGGAGGGAGAUCUGACAUUUGGGUAGAGGGCAUGUAGGAUACGUGAUGGGAAGUAACUCGCAAGGAGUAUCCUUACAUAAUACAAUUUGGUCCAUUGGCUACAUAGUGAAUACCACUGAGAAGUGAGAGCUUUUAUUCUCAGAAGUACAGCAAGGCUUGGAAAGCACAUAAAGGAAGCUUGUACUCAAGACAUUUUCAUAUACUUAGGUUCAGGUCACUUGUAUAGUUCCACUUGGAUUUGCAAUGAGUUAGGCAGACAACUGUUGCAAGUACAGUCAAACAAGUUUGAAUCACACUUCUUCAGUAAUCUUUUAAAACCCUGCACCAGGGUUUUUAAGAUAAUAAUACUGUCUGCAGACUAAGGAACAGACCUCACUGCAUGAUUCAUACCAUAGUAAGCCACUGUCACAUGGUAACUAUGAGGAAGGAAAAUCUGAAUUCCAGAGUGGUUGAUUUAGAGCUUAAAGGGCUCAUCUGCAGGGCUACAGGUUUUUACAAAUUGCAACCUAGUUUGCAAAUUCCAUUCUCUUCUGUCCGAAUUAAGUGUGUGUCUCAACAGUUGUUUCAAUUAUACGAUAAUAAGGUCUGCUUUAUGAGAAAUGAAAUUAUUCUAAUUUACUUUUAAAUAAAUAGUUGUAAGGCUUUUAAUGUGCACAGUGUUAGUAUGAAUACAUGAAUUAGACGUUAGACAGCGUUUUGUACACACCUAUAUUGAAAAUAUGAAACAUACUCUGUAUGCUAUGAAAAAAGAACACUGCAGGAACACUGUUCUUGGAGUAAGAGUUCAUGUGAUUUGUAUUUUCUGAAAUGUUCAUUCUGCCUCUUAUUUGCCAGGGAUUUCUUUGAGCUUCAGUGGAAAGCAUAGUGAAUAGCUUAAUAGAUACUUUCUUUGGUGAAACAUUUGUUAAUAUAUGCUGAAGCUGUUUUUGAAGCCCAGCUCACAUUUCAAAAAACCAUCAAAAGCUAUGUAAGGACACAAUCCUACAGCUGAUUAAGGGCUGAGGAGUCACCAGAAGUGACGUAAGUGCCAUUCUGGAGGCAUGGUACUUAUGCUCCCAGAGGACCCCGAUACACCUGUGGAAAACUCUGUGGGCAUAGAAUUUAUGCUGGUUCUCUGGCAUCAAGCAGAGAGGUGUGGGACACUGGGUCAGGAUGUGGUGUGGCAGCUAGGAGUCCGCAGGACACGCCUUCCCAGACAGGUUCCCCAGAGGAGUCUUUAAUUAUACCAGUCCUGGAGCUGGUGUAGUUAAUCAUUCCCAUUGAAAGGGUUGGGGGGAAAGGUAGAGAAAAGCUUGCCAGCCACCUCCUGUCCUGACUUCAGCAAGUUGAUGGGGCUUAGGAAGUGGUUGGAGCUUCCCCAAAGAAUCUUCACAGCCACACACAUGCACAACCAUUACCAUAGGAUUUUUCUGCCCAUGUGUUGUAAUUGGUACAAUAAUGCUUGAGUGAAAAGUGUGGUAUGUUUUGUGAUAGGUUUCUCUUACCUUUUCCCCUUUGUUUUAGCUAAAUAAGGCACAAUUGCUUUCUUUUGUUUUUCUGGAGAAAUGUCUUGGAAGAACCCUCCACAUAAAAAUAAUAUUGUGCAUACAUACUGUAAACAUUAGGUUGAUUAAUUGUGAAUGUGUUCCGGCUUAAGCAAAUUGUGUUAAUUUUCCCACUCUAUGCCUUAAUGAGCUAAUUGAACAACCCAUACUUUCUUUCUGGGACUAAUUUAGAUCACUCCCUCCUGCUCUAGAGGGAAGAGUUUGUAUGGAAGAGAUUGAUGCUUGGUAGGUUGCUCAAGAACCAGUCAGUGAAAUAUGUGUAGCAUAGGCUAUGGCUUGCAUUGGAGUCAAAAUUACAUUGUCUAAGCCAUGAUAUUUGGAUCCAAAGUUUUUCUUAGUGCAGAACAAUCCUUACGUGUUAUGCUUCCAUGAGCAUCACCAGAUUUAACAACAAUUUGACAUCCACCUUGAAUUAAAUUUGUUGUAUUGAAUGCUGCAAUUCUUUCUCAGCUCAAUUGGUGAGUUGGGAUUUUGUGGAAGAUCAUUUUCCUGGGUUUGAAUGUUGCAGAUAAUUUCUAGUGUUCAUGCCUGCUGAUGGAUAUCCGUCAACUGUGUUUUCCUUUUCUGUCAGUUGGGAUGAAGAUAUUAUAUGCAAGAGCAUUGCAAAAGUCCCAAGUGAGCUAGAAAUUAUGCCCUUAGCUCAAAAAGUCCUCUUCUUUUUUCUGUCAUAUCAUUCCUUCUCUUGUCUACCUUCUCUGCCAACUGUAUAACUUUGAAGUUAUUCCUGUGCAAUUUAAUUUUAAAGUUAACAAAUUUGGUUCAUGCUCCUUUGUGCGGGAAAGUCACUGUAACUCAGCAACAGGUAUAUGAAUAUGUGGGUUUGUUUUGAAAGUUUAUAGCAGUGGGGUUGAGAGGAGAGCUAAACAAGAUAAUGCUAGACCAUUUCUUUCUUUUAAAAUAAUAGCUGGAGCUGCAAUAGUUGGGAAUUUUGAAGCAUAUGACAUUAUUCUUUAAUUGUUCAACAUAAAGCACCACCCAUUUUUUUAAAAGUACAAUGAGCAUACUUGUAUGAUCCAGCUGCUGCAGAACUGUAGCUCUUUAUAUUGCAGGUGGAGAGUAAGUUACCUGCAGUAAACAAAUCUUUUGCACAUUCAAAAAUAGAAUUUAGGGAGAGUUCUGGUUUUGGUAUGUACAGGGAGGUUGUGGUGUGUUUAUGUGGAGACAUAUUCAAAAAUUCAGUUUCCAACUAGCAGUCUCCAGUGGUAACGGUCCAACAACAAAUACACCACACAUGGAGUUUCUCUCUUAGUUUAAUACGUAAUUUGAAUCACUAUUAAUUGCUUGACUAUUUUUCCAGCAUUUUUCCAAAAUAUGAACAAUAAUUAUGAACUGUAUUUAUGUACUGUUAUGUUUGCAAAUGUUUCUUGACUGUUAGAGGCUUUUAUGGAGAAUAAGUGCCUUUUUAAAGUACUGUAUGCAUUUUACUAGAUAUUGACCCUUAGUGCUGUUAAGCAUUGUUUAAUUUUUCGACGGGCAUCCAAUGCACUUCUGAGUAAAAAGCCCACACAGUUGCAUGUCAGUUACAAAUGGUGCAUGCAUGUUCACAAUGACACGUUCAUACUUUCAUUUAAACGCCUUCCUCAGCAGAAAGGGUAUGGUAUACAUGCGCCCCUGGGGAAAGACUUGAGUUCCUACUUCAACUUAACAUUAUACAUUAUUCACAAUAGAUGUGUCAUGCUUUUAUUUUGUAUUUGAGUUCCUGUACCUGACUACAAAAAGUAAAGCACAAGAAACAGUCACAACGGAGUUUAAUCUUCCGAGUUGCCUGCUUUAUUGACUUGCUUUGUAGCAUUCACUUACACUGAAAUCCAUUUUCUAUAGCUACUCUUCAGUUUAUGUGCCCUAAAAAACAAAGGCAAUGGGGUAUAACAGCAACAUUUCUUAUUUCCAAGAUUUAUAGUUUAGCUGAAUACAUUUCAAUAUAUACAUCUUUGAAAGCUCAUUGGGGAACCAAUGGAUGAUGUGAAAUAAAGCAUUUCCCUUAAGCUUUGGGUUUUUUAAAAGCUUCUCCCCUGCAUUUUCCCACUCUGCCACAGAUUUUCUUCUACAUGGACUUUAUGUCCAGUAACAGCUGGCUGAAAUUACUUCACAUUUCUUAAACUGCAGUUUUAAAUAUACCUACUGAAGAGUAAGCCCCAUUGAAGAAAGUGGGACUUGUUUUUUUAUAAACACACAUUGAAUGUAUUGUCAAUCUGUUAUUAAAGGUUUAAAUAUGUGCAAUUAAUGCUUGUGAAGCUUAAUAAAACAGAGUUGGCAAACUUGCGAAAGGCAGAAAUAGGUAUGAAAAUGUGAGGUAUGAUUUGAGCCUGAGGAUUAGAAUUUUCUAGCUUCUUCCAAUCUAUAAAAUAGUGCAGACUCUAAUAUCUUAGUAUCUUUUGCUGAUAAAACUCCUUAAUUAUACUACACCCACAAUGGGAGCUAAAGGUGAAUGAGCCAUAUUCUGCAUUAUACAGAAAAUAUCCCAUAAGGGCCUCUUCAGAUGUUGCACACUCUACCCACAAUAUGAUAGUACUGCCAAACAUUGGACAAUCAUGGCUAAAAAGGAAUGUAUAUACAAUUGAAUAAUUGGCAUAUAACUAAAUAAUUACAUCAUUUAUUUGUAGAAGUAUUUUCUGCAUAGGAAAUAUCUGAGGUAUAUCUGCUUGGAAUGCAAUAAUAUGGUGUUCAACUUUUAAAACCAGAUCAUUGGGAUCUGCUAGCCUCAUUUAACUACCUGAUUCUUGUCCAGAUCCUUUAGUGAGCUUUUGUGAAGGCUUGAAGUUAAGAGCCUCAAGAAUCUAAGUUGGUUGACAUUAUUUUAACUUUGUAGGUUCAUGAAUUCCUAUGGUAGAGUGGAAGUUCACUCUCUUGUAGACCUAUAUAUCUUACAAGCUACUGAAAUAAACUAUAGGCUCCAAAACUUUAACCAAGGGCAAUUCAAAGUGUCACCUUCUAACUUCCUAUAAAAAAAAGAAGAUUGCCUUCCUCUUUGAUUCAGUUUGUUAAUAUGUAAUCUAUAAGUGUUUGUAAACCCAGAGAGAGAACAAAAUAAUUAUUUUCCCCUUGUGUUUUCAUACAAUUUAGAAGCAUAAACUACUUGCAUCCUUAGUUAAAAUAAUACUUGCUUUAAAAAUGUAAUUAUGCAAGGUGUGUACAUUUCUUUCUGUGGCACAUUAUCACUGUUAAACUGUUAAUGUAUUUUUGAUGUACUUUACUUUGUGCACCACUGAGCACCACUGAUUAUGUACAGUGUUUUGAUGUGUAAAACAUAUAUAAGUCUAAAAUACUAUGCAUGUCUCAGGAAAUGUAAUUUACAGAAAAUGCACUUCAAAAAUCGUAAAAUCCUGUUAAAUAGUAUGUAAUAUAAUUAACACUUGAACUAAGGACUGCAAACAAUUCUGGGCUAUGUGUUUUAACAAAUAAAAUUUUCAUUACCAUGU